AGGGAGAGUCCUCUCUGUUCUGAGGUCCAAAAAAAAAAAAAAGAAAAGAAAAUAACACUAUCCACACUAUCAAAGAGGCGUUGAUGUCACGUGACCACGCACACUUACGGAAGCGGCUGUCAUGAUGCAUAUCGCACACUGCGCGCUGGAACAGCACAGGGUUUGGUGAAACCAUGUGGAGGAUACGAUGGUGUCUGCUGCUGCUGGCCACCACAUGUUGCCAAAGCGUCCACACCAAGGACAACGAGGCUCCUCCGAGCCCUGGCCAUGUGUCUGUGGUUAUUGUGGGUGGCACUGGUGACUUGGCAAAAAAAUACCUCUGGCAAGGUUUUUUCCAUCUUUAUGCCACUGAAGUAGGCAAAGGCUACACCUUCUCCUUCUAUGGAGGUGGCCUCUCAUCAACUGAGAAGGGCACUCCACUGCUGUUUGAGAUAUUGAAGGAGUUAAAAUGCCCAUCUGAACUUACGACUGAACGAUGUGCUCUGGUUAAAGAGCAGUUCUUGCGACUGUCCCAGUACCUACAGCUUAAGAGCAUGGAGGAUUAUGAGAAGCUUAGUGAACAGAUCCAGUUGCAGCUGGAUCAGGAAGGCAUGACAGAAGCAGGACGACUAUUUUACAUGUCUGUUCCAGCCUUUGCUUAUGCUGAAAUUGCAGAAAAGAUCAAUAAAACGUGUCACCUCCCAGCUGGAGCAUGGCUCAGGGUUGUUCUGGAGAAGCCAUUUGGACACAGUUUCAACAGCGCCCAGCUUUUAGCAGCACAGCUGAACAAUUUCCUGAAAGAGGAGGAGAUGUACAGGAUUGAUCACUAUUUAGGAAAGCAGGUUGUCUCCCACAUAUUGCCGUUUAGGAAAAAAAAUCAUAAAAUGCUAAAGCCAAUUUGGAACAAGCACCACAUCGAGAGAAUAGAGAUUGUAUUGAAGGAAACGUUGGAUUGCAAAGGCCGGAUUCAGUUUUAUGACCAAUAUGGGGUCAUCAGAGACAUGCUCCAGAACCACCUUACAGAAAUGAUGACCCUUCUGAUGAUGAACAUACCUGCUAACCUCUCAAACAGCGAUGAGGUCCUACAGAACAAGCUAAAAGUCUUUAGUGCCAUUGAAUACCUUGAUAGGAACAAUGUAGUUAUAGGUCAGUAUGAGGGCUAUAAUGCAGAAGUCCAGAUGGAACUCAACAAAACAAAGGAUUAUUUCAGUCGUACCCCAACCUUUGCAGGCGUGGUCAUCUUUGGACGUGGUCCUCAGUAUGCCGGCAUUCCCAUAUUUAUGUCGUCCGGUAAGAUGCUUGAUGAACGUGUUGGAUAUGCUCGAGUUAUAUUCAAAAAUGACAACUUUUGCAUCCAGGACAACAACAGUGUUCACUGCAAACCAAAACAGAUUGUAUUCUAUCUUGGCCAUGGAAGUCUCCAGUAUUCAGCAAUACUUGUUAGCAAAAAUUUGUUCAAGCCAGAUCUGGUGAGUGAUUGGAAAGAGGUUACUGGGCAGAAAGAUGUUUCGGUGCUUGGGUUACCACUCUCUGACUUUUACAUCCAGACUCCAGAGGUGCCCACAGAGACUUAUUAUGAGCUGAUAUCUAAUGUGUUCUAUGGGCGUAAGGAUAGCUUUGUCAGCGCUGAGAACCUCAUGGCAUCCUGGGCUUUCUGGACACCGCUCUUGAAGAGUCUGAACAAUGUCUUUCCACGUCUGUACCCGGGUGGUGCCACUAAUGGUGACCUCCUUAAUUUUCAGCUGCAAGGUCGGCUAGUGUCCUUCAUUAGUGAUGAGGAGGUGAAUAUCAUUAGGCAAGGUGUCGAAGAGAACUUCCAGGUCAUGCAAGGUAAGUUCCGCAGUGCUGACAUGGUGUCUGCCUGGUCCAAAGAACUAGUUGAACGCUUAGCUUCUGACCUGCACAAUGUGGCCGAAGAGGUAGUUCAAGCUGAAGGUCAAUUUCAUCUGGCCUUGUCAGGUGGUUCCAGUCCCAUUGCCCUGUUUCUUCAGCUUGCACAGCACCACUACAACUUCCCAUGGCACAGCACUCAUGUGUGGUUAGCGGAUGAGCGGUGUGUGCCACCCACAGAGUCAGAUUCCAACUUCCGUACCAUUCAUGAUCAGCUACUGCAGAAUGUCCACAUUCCUUACUUCAACACCCAUCCCAUGCCUGUUCAUCUAAACCAGCGGUUGUGUGUUGAGGAAGAUGGAGGUGCGCUCCUUUAUGAGAAGCAAAUAAGCCAGCUUGUCAAUGGCUCUCGUUUUCAUUAUAUAUUGCUUGGUGUAGGCGCGGAUGGCCACACUGCUUCACUAUUCGAAGACACCAAUCUGAAAAAUAUUGGGAAAAACCUAGUGGCCCUGACUGAAAGUCCAACGAAACCUCACCAGCGAAUGAGUCUUACAUUCACUGCCAUCAACAAAGCUCACAGGGUAGGAAUACUGGUCAUGGGGAAGAGAAAACAUGAGCUUGUUGUUCAACUCAGUAGAAUUAAGGGGAAAACUCCCAAGUAUCCAAUCACAAGUGUACAGCUAAAUGAUGGCCAUCUAACAUGGUAUAUAGACUAUGAUGCACUUUUAGGAUAAGAGGCAGAAACGGUAGGAAUACUAGAACUUAAACUACGUAGCGUUAUACUCAGUGUACUAUAAUAUCAGGGAUCCACUGGGUGUUUGAUUGAUUUCAAUAGCACUCUGUUAAUUAUAAAACACAUUUUUUAAAAUCUGCCCACAAUAAUGUGUGCAGAAUAAAAAGAAAAAUCAACAUAAAAAAGGGAACCUUCUUGCAAUAAGUGAGAUAUGGGUACACCACAAUGAUAAUAAUUGUUAUCUCUUGAAAUCCUAUAUGAAAUAGAUUAUUUGAGAAAAAGAAAAAAAAAGAUGCCAGUUCGUAAAGAUAACUUGGAUUAGGUUUAUAUUUACAGAUCCAAUUUAAAGAGCAAAUUUAAAGGUCUUUUUUAGUACUGCACACUUGUCCAUUUUUUCAUCCUUUUGAAUAAUUGAUUGCAUUCCAUGUUUUCUAUUUCUGAUGCCUUUUGUUCAGGUUGUAAACGGGAAAGUACAGCACUGUGAAUAUUAAUAUUAAAACAAAAAUAAAUGUGAUAUUUCAAAUUGUUGUUGCGCUAUCGUAAAAGGGAAAAAAAUUUAAGGAGCAUGCUAUAAUGUAAAAACUCCUGCUGUGAUCAGUGGGUCAUACAUGCAGCCCUGUAACUGCCUUUAAAACAAGUAUUUAGACACACAAAUCCUCAAGGUGUGUCUUUAGCCUGUUAUGGCUGUUUUUUUAACAUGUACACAUGGAUGAAUGGUAUCAUAACAUUCUGAAUCAUCACAUAAAAUGACAUUUUUGGAACUGUUUUUAUCUGUGAUUAGUCUAAAUGAGUGUAUGUAAGGAUUUUCUUACCUCACUGGCUUUUAAAAUACUGGCUUUCUAUAUUAAAGCUAUAUUUCAGCUGUAGAAUCAGGCUUUCACGUUUUGCCAAUUCCACUUUUGCUUUUUAAGUCGGACAUUCCAGAACUAUACAAUUACAAAAUAAUACCUCACAAUAAAGUGCCUUAUCAUUUGUAUUAGUUAAAAACACAAACCUGUUGGUGUUCUUUCAAAGGAUACCUUUCCAUUUCAUUAAAACUACAGGGAAGUGGUGAUGACACUGGAAUAAAAUUGGAAAGAGUUUUUUUUUAUUAUUGCUUUCAGUUUAAAUGACAUAAUUGUCUGUUUUAAAUGCUUUGGUUGAGUAUCAAAUGCAAAGUACUGUAAAAUCUGCAAUGUACAAUCGGACAAAUCAAACAUGCUUUACAGAUUGUCUUUCCAUUCAGUAUGUUUCACAGAUUUUCUUACAGAAAGGAUUUGUCAAAAUUUGAAAUAAAGUGUUAUUAUUAGA
Molecule: messenger RNA, 3832 nt
Organism: Silurus meridionalis
Lineage: Eukaryota; Metazoa; Chordata; Actinopteri; Siluriformes; Siluridae
Gene: h6pd
Product: hexose-6-phosphate dehydrogenase (glucose 1-dehydrogenase)
Exons: 5
Coding region: 174-2543 (789 amino acids)
Biological process (GO): pentose-phosphate shunt, oxidative branch; glucose metabolic process; pentose-phosphate shunt
Cellular component (GO): endoplasmic reticulum
Molecular function (GO): NADP binding; glucose-6-phosphate dehydrogenase activity; 6-phosphogluconolactonase activity
Source: RefSeq, a predicted model, not a curated record